This is a messenger RNA of Ceutorhynchus assimilis (cabbage seed weevil), 1197 nucleotides long. The record is from the annotation of a GenBank genome assembly. Lineage: Eukaryota; Metazoa; Arthropoda; Insecta; Coleoptera; Curculionidae.
AUGGAAAAUCCAACGAAAAACUAUUCCUGGGCCAAACCAUUUCCCGAAAUACAAAAGGCCUGCACCCUAUUCAAUCGAACUGAACUUCUACAAAUUGCCAGAUAUGUCUACAUCCCAUUAACAGGCUAUCUACAACAAGGCCCUCAAUGCGGUUUAGUGGCCCUUGCAAUACUGAUGGGCAGCGCCAACAAAGAAACCGUCGACCGUAUUUUCCAGUGGGCCAAGAAAAUGGAAUUCAGUGCUUAUGGAGAGAUGUUUAGUGCUAUUUGGAUGGCCAAGUUGGCUGAAAAGUUUAUGCCAGAUGCCAGAGUCGAAGUGCAUUCAGGAGAAUUGGACUGUGAUAAGAUAAAGGAGUUUUUGUUCAGUGAGAAAGAAAUUUUGAAAAUUUUGAAGUCGUCAGUUCCAAUUAAGGCAGUGCAGAGGAGAUUUAAAUUUGUUCUCGAUAAGGAUGGCAAUAAAGUAAAAGUUCCUAGACAGCAGAUUAUUGUAACUUUCGAUAAUUUAGUCCUGCCACAAUUUGUUUAUGUGUACCGAUUGAGAUACGAAGUUGAUACUUGGUACUCCCCGGUCACUCAAUGUUAUAAUUGUUUAAAUUUUGGUCACACUGCUUCCCAGUGUAAAAGCAAAAAACGAUGCAAAACCUGUUCUAAAAUAUUAAAUGACGAGGGACUGUGUACUGAUUGUGAAAUUUUUUGUGUUCAUUGUAAAGAUAAUUCUCAUAUUUCUACUAGUAAAAAAUGUCCUAAAUAUAACAAUCAGGUUAAAAUUAAGCAGGCGAUGGCAAAUCUUAAUGUAUCCUUUAAAGAAGCCGAAAAAAUUGUAGAUAACCCUUCUUAUGCAAGCAUUGUUUCGAAAAAUAAAUUUACUCCAUUGUCUUCAAAAACCGAUUUUCCUGAAUUACCACCGAACUAUAGAAAUCAAUCUAAUCCCCCAAAUUCAAAAACGACAUUUGUAGCUCAUCCACAUUCCAGCAAGUCUAUUCCCUCUUCCAGUGUAUAUGAAAAUUAUAAAAAACGGAAAGUCAGUGAUAGAAGUCCUUCCUUUGAACCCGUUAGCAGAGAAUUUGAUUGGUCCUAUACAGGUGCACCUUGGAUUGAGUCUCAUCAGAUGAACACUAAAAAUACUUUUGAAGGUCUAAAGGAUAAAAUAAUUGAAGAUUUAACUUGUCAAAUAAAUAAUUCAAUCAGGGCUAGAUAG